AUGGAGGAGCUUGACCUCGUGGUAGUGGGUGCCGGUUGGUAUGGACUGGCUGCUGCCAAGCAGUAUCGCGAGAUAAAUCCUGAGCAUUCUAUUGCCAUAGUUGAUUAUGCUUCAAGUAUUGGGGGUGUGUGGGCGGAGCACAGGCUUUAUCCGGGACUCAAGUCGAACAACCUCUGGGGAACAUACGAGUAUCCAGAUUUCCCUAUGGACCCGUCCGUCUUUGGUAUUCAGCCACGCCAGCACCCUACAGGGCAGGCCCUCCACGCGUACUUGACGGCGUAUGCCAAGAAAUUUGGAUUCUUCGAUAAUGUCCAUUGUGGUGUAUGUGUGCUAUCUGCAGAGCACCUAGAGGAUGGGGGUUGGAUCCUGACCGUUCGGUCAGUCACCAAUUCGGAUCCCCAGGAGCCUCAGGGAGAAGAGUCGCGAAUGUUCGCUCGCAAGCUAGUUCUGGCUACUGGAAUGACUUCGGAGCCGUUUCUACCUCGCAUCAAGGGGCAAGCGGAUUUUGAUCGACCCUUAUUCCACAUCAAGGACCUCCUCAAGUACGCCGACGCCACGACUAGUAAAAGUGUGAGGAGGAUGACUGUCCUGGGUGGUUCUAAGUCGGCAUGGGAUGCUGUCUAUGCCUACGGAAGGAAGGGCAUCCCAGUUGACUGGGUUAUCAGGGCAAUCACCAACACAUUUUGGCACGUCCUCGGCUCUGAUGUCAUUACCUUGAACGGUUACGACAGUCAUCCAGAGAUGGCGAAGCUCAAGCCCUGGACGAGCGCCAUGUUUACAGCGAGCACAUUCAGCAUCUUGAAUUAUGAUACCGACUUUUUGAGCUCCUCCGUAACGGCGGCCUUUGACUCAGACGACCAGAUUACUCCCGAUACUGCCCUCAGCCCUCCACUUCUGUAUCACUUUAUUGCACCUGUAUCGCCACGGUUCUUGCGUACACGAGACUUUGCAUUUGCGGGUGGAAUUAUGAAUUUCAGUGCUGCGAUAUGUGCUCACAUACAAGGUCUUUGGAUUGCGGCCUACUUUGACGGAAAGCUGGUCCGUGAUCCCACUGCUGGUAUCUCGACCUCCGGGCCAUCCCAGAGAUCGGAGCCCGCGUCAUUGUCACUUGAAGAUAUUCAGUACGAAACGAUUCUCUAUAAUCGGUUUGGGCGAUGGAGGUACCCGGCCGACCAUGGAGCCAAGUUUCCCGACUUUGUUUUUGACGUCGUUCCGUACAUGGAUGUCAUGAUGGCGGAUCUCGGCUUGCAAGUGCACCGCAAAGGCGGGUGGUUUAAAGAGAUCACAGACCCGUACGGGCCUGAGGAUUACGUGGAUAUUAAUGAUGAGUGGAGGAGAAAGUUUGCAGAAAAAUAA
Parascedosporium putredinis is the source of this 1356-nucleotide messenger RNA. The record is from the annotation of a GenBank genome assembly. NCBI's taxonomy places the organism in Eukaryota, Fungi, Ascomycota, Sordariomycetes, Microascales, Microascaceae.